GUGGACCACUUCGAGGACUUCUUCCUCCCAGCCCUGCAGGCUCUGGGGUACGACGGGCGCUUCGUGGCGAAGCCGCGCUCCCCGUGCGUGGACUUCGGAUACUUCCCGGACGGGACGGCCAUCUUCUGGAGGACGACCUCGUUCACGCCCGUGGGCCCCGUCGGUCGGGACUGCUACACGGACGCGGACGGCGCCCGGGCCAACCAGGUGUACGCGUUCGUGGACCUCCGGCACAGCACGGGCGAGGUUGUGCGCUUCGCGGCCACCCACCUCAAGGCGAAGGCGGGCCAGGAGAACGAGAGCCUCCGCGCUCAGCACGUGGAGCAGCUGCUGCGCCUGCUGUCGCGGGGCGGCGCCCCGCACGUGGUGCUGUGCGGCGACUUCAACUCCGACCCCUUCGACGUCGAGGGCCACCGCGCUCUCGCGGUGCCCGCGGUGCUCGGGCACCGCCUGGGGCUGGAUCCUCGACCGGCGCCUACCCGCUCCCGGAGUCCGCGGAGGGGGCCGCCUACACCACCUGGAAGCGCCGGGGGCCGCAGGAGAGCCGGCACGUGA
Messenger RNA from Prorocentrum cordatum, 555 nucleotides. The record is from the annotation of a GenBank genome assembly. Lineage: Eukaryota; Dinophyceae; Prorocentrales; Prorocentraceae.